Messenger RNA from Dovyalis caffra, 330 nucleotides. Lineage: Eukaryota; Viridiplantae; Streptophyta; Magnoliopsida; Malpighiales; Salicaceae. The record is from the annotation of a GenBank genome assembly.
AUGUCUGGUGGCCGGCGGAGCGUUGCUCUAUUUCUGGCAGAGAGAGUCUGUGAGAGACCCAGAGAGGAAGGGAACAAAAUGUUGGAGAAGAUGGCACUGUGGGAGAAAAAGAGGGGGUCGGAGGGCCGUUGUGGAGCGUGGAGUGAUACCAGGAGGAUAGACGUUCUAUGCUAUCGUCUGUUUUUGUGCCAGAAACUCCUGAAUGGUACUGAAAAGUAUCACAAACUUCUUGUUGAUGAAGCUACAAAGAAGCUUCUUGAAGCUAAAAUGGCUAAUCUGCAAAGAAGCUUCUUGCAGCUAAAGUGGGUAAUCUGCAAAGAAGCUUCUUGA